Chara braunii is the source of this 1737-nucleotide messenger RNA. NCBI's taxonomy places the organism in Eukaryota, Viridiplantae, Streptophyta, Charophyceae, Charales, Characeae. The record is from the annotation of a GenBank genome assembly.
ACCGUGCCCAAACCGGCGCACCGACGUGCGCCGCAACUAUGGUUCAAACAUAUAUUAAAAUCUUGGAUGAACAUGUUACUAAGACAUUCACCCCGGAAGUCAUAGAGAAGAUUGUAAAGCGAGCUGGAGGUGGCGUAGGAGAUGAUGAUGACGACGGCGAUGAUGACAAGAAAGGGAAGAAGAAGAUGGGGGAUCCAAAAGAAAAACUUCCUCAGGAAACCGGGCAGGUUAACAAAAUAAAACUUAAACUGCCGUGGACCUAUAAUGGAAAGAAGGAGGAAAGUGUUCUGCAUUGGGCGGCAGCAAUUGAAACCUAUGUGUACGGACAUCGAAUCCCAUAUUCGGAUAGGGUAUUAAUGGCAACUUCAUGCAUGGGAGGCGACGCCAUGAGCUUCGCCAUCUCGCUGCAAAAAGAGGCGGGAUGCAGCUCUAUGGUAGAGUAUUCGCAACAAACGCGAAUUGAAGAUUUCCUUAAGUUGAUCAGAGAAAGAUUUGAGGACAAUAACUUGGCAAGGCGCACAGAAAUGUUGAUCCUCAGCCUCCCCGGUAGGAAAUGGAAGAGUACUUCUGCAUUAAAGGCAACUAUGGAUGAGUUAUUACAAUGCCCUGAUCAUGGAUUGACGCCAGCCCAAAUCUUGAACAGUUUUGCACGAGCACUCUCGGAUCCUUUGAGAACACAAUUCUAUCCCCGUACCAAAGAAGAGGGGAUGACAUACGAGAAGUUCGGCAAGAUCGCAAUAGAUCACGCCGGCUUCCUCGCCGAAGCGAACUAUUGCCAUUACUGGAAGGAUCUGCAAGCGGGUAAAAGAUGGCAAAACCGCACGAUCUCAGGGUCUAUACCUGGGAAGGACAGUCUCCUUCUAACCUUUGAGGAAGGAGGCGCCGAGACCAUCUCCUGGGAUCAGGUAGACUGUGGUCUCGAUGAACCCAACAGACCGGUAGCUCAGGAGGGGAGUUACGCGGCUGUUGCAGCCCGCGAGGGAGGGCGUCAAGGAAGAGGGCGUGUCCGAGGAAGAGGUCGCGGCCGUGGUGGACGAGGAUUCGGCACCCAGAGGGGUGGUGGUGAAGGAAGCCACUACGUGGGAGGAAGGGGAAAUGGUCCCUCCUACGGUGGUCGUGGUUCUUACUACACUUGGGGUAGAGGAAGAGGCAUAUGGUACAAUAAGUGGGACAAGCCAUACCCACCACAUCCAGGCCUACCCGAAGGAGAGCCUUGGAAAGAUAUGGGAAUCACAAAAAAGGUAGGGGCAGAGAGAAAGAAAGCAGACCAAUGCCUCAAAUGUGGGUACCCCGACCACAUUGUCCCCUAUUGCCCUAACUAUAGGGGGGCAAAAGGGAACAGCCAGUAGAGGUGCCAGUUGCCUCUACCGGGGCUUCGAAUGUUGAAAAAUCAGAAUCCUCCCAUUCGAAGGCCCCAAUGGCAGAAACUGAAGAGGAAGAAAGUCCCCAUCUAGUGCACUGUCCAAAGGUGGCAAACGUAUGCAUCUCUCUAGAUGGAUCCCUCGCUGGCGUUGGUGAUGAGUUAGCCGCUCGUCGCCAAGCCUGGACUGAAAUGCGAAAGAAGAAAGGACAGCUAAUAAUUGCAGAUCUUGAAAUAAAUCGAGUAAGCGUAGGAGGUAUGAUAGAUAGCGGGUCUACACGCAAUUAUAUUAGUAAGAAAGGUUUGCAAAAGCAGCGUCUUGGGCUUAAAGUUAAAAGGUUAAAUGAGCCCAUUGUAAGUAAAUUAGCUAAUAGCAG